Messenger RNA from Closterium sp. NIES-65, 525 nucleotides. NCBI's taxonomy places the organism in Eukaryota, Viridiplantae, Streptophyta, Zygnematophyceae, Desmidiales, Closteriaceae. The record is from the annotation of a GenBank genome assembly.
AUGGAGUUCUGCAGCUUGGUGCUAAAGCAGAGCGGUGCUGUUUGUUCCACUCCACAGCAGCCGGACACUCCUACUGCCUGCAUCCCCAUCCCUGACCCCCUCCCUCCCCCCCUCCCUUCCUCACUCCCUCCCCCCCUCCCUUCCCCACUCCCUUCCCCCCUUCCCCCCCCCCACUCCCUCUCCCACUCCCUCCCCCACUCCCUCUCCCACUCCCUCCCCCACUCCCUCCCCCACCCAGUUGGUGCUAUUCUUACUCCCUCGCCUCCUCCCUCGCCUCCUCCUUCCUCACCUCCUCCUCCCUCACCUCCUCCUCCCUCGCCUCCUCCUCCUCCCUCCUCUGCCGUGUCUGUGGGAGCUAUCGCUGGGAUUGCUCGGGGAGGUGUCCUGGCUGCUGCUCUCCUUGUUGUUGGCGUUUUCUUUCUCUGCAAACGAAAGUCCAAAGAAGUUGGUCCCAAACCAAGCGAUGGAGCAUCCAGAGGGGGAGGGGCGUCUGUUCCAACCCAGUCGCUCGUGUGCCAGCGAUAA